This is a messenger RNA of Nerophis lumbriciformis (worm pipefish), 928 nucleotides long. It is a transcript of the gene thap4, whose product is annotated as THAP domain containing 4. Lineage: Eukaryota; Metazoa; Chordata; Actinopteri; Syngnathiformes; Syngnathidae. The record is from RefSeq and is a predicted model, not a curated record.
AGCUGCUUUCCACAUACACAGUGUAAUAAAACUGCAUUUCCCAGAAUCCCCUGACACGUGACGUCAGAGCAAAUGCGCAGUAGAAUAAUUGUGUGUUUAGCUUGUUUGUCUCUGGCUGCAGUCGAUUUGAAUAAUGUCGUGUCCUGUAAUGCAUUCAGUGGAGAUGAACUCAGCCAUCCUGCCUCUCGACUGGCUAAUGGGUACCUGGCAGUCUGAUGAACCAGGAGAGGGAUGCUUUCCCACCAUCAAACCCUUCCGCUACUCAGAGAUGCUUAAUUUCAGCCAUGUUGGACAGCCAGUCAUCAAUUUCAUGUUCAACGCCUUCCAUGCAGACUCCAAAAAGCCACUGCACAGAGAGUGUGGCUUCAUAAGAAUGCAGCCGGGGACCAACAAAGUGGCUUUUAUUGUGGCACAGAACUCAGGUCUGGUAGAGAUUGAAGAGGGUGAGCUGACAGGCCAGCAGCUGAACCUGCGUAGCCACUCUGUCGCUAGAAUCUCCUUCGCCAAGGAGCCGCAUGUACAGGAGAUUUCAAGAGUGUUUCAGCUCAAGUCAGACGGGAGACUAGAACAGAGGGUUUCCAUGGCAACAGACAACCAGCCACUGAUUGAACACUUGCACAUCACGUACGCCCGGGUGUCUUGAGGCAAAAUGGAAUGGCGGUCAGCUCAUUGACGCAUUACAAUAGACACCCAUGACUCUUGUUGCUAAAUAGGGAUCAGAUUACAACGGAAAAUUUCUUAAUUUUUACUCCUUCUGUCAUAAUAAUCUUUAAACUGCUCAGUGUGAUUGGAGAUGUAUGUGCAUGCUUACUGUAAAGCUCAGAAGCCACUGAUGAAUUUGUUAAAUUCCAUUUAAAUGUCUAAUGUAAAGCAGCGCUGUAAUUUUGUUGGUGUAUAUGUUCCAAUAAAGGUAUGUUUUUUAAAAUGA